CGGUGCGAACGGUGCGACGAGACGAGACGAGACGAAACGACGAAACGAAACGAGAAAAGAAGAGAGGACAAAAAUAAGAAAAAAAAAGAAAGAAAGAGAGAAAAGAAGAAGGGAUCGGUGAUGUGUCGCGCGUCACGUGCUCCACGUGUCGGCAACGCGAUGAAUCCUCCAACUCCAAGAAUCUUCUUCCUCUUCUUCCGCUACGUGGCGUGCGUCGAUCGAUGAAGGAAGUUUUUUUCCUCCUCAUCACGGAAGACUCGGAGGAACGUUCGAAGCUGGAGAUCGAUCGUGUUCUCCCAUGUGCCGAUCUUGCGAUGCUCGUCGAUUCUUCGACGUUUCCGCCAGAUUUUCCUCCUCCAGUCUUUCAAUUCUGCUCCGUCUUCCGCUCUUGUCUACGCGAGAAGGAUGUCGAAGACGACGGUACGAGAAUCGACGAUAGUGACGCUCGGUGAGCGACGGGAAUGAAUGAAUCGAAGUCGUUUUUCGAUCCGAUCGGUUGCCUCGAGAGUGAGAUGUGACGCGGAAAACGGUCGAGACGAUUCGCUCGUAUGACUUUCCUAUAGAAAGAGGGGAGAGGGUGUUAAGAGGGAGGUACUCGGUGUAAAACUCGCGUAUAAAUCGUCACGAUCGUGUCGUUGGUGUCGAUAGGCAACGGACGCGAAUCUACCAAGGAGAAACGGAUAAAAAAGGCGGAAGGUAAAUAAGUAGAAGAGGCAGAUGAGAUGUGAAGUACGAGGACAGGAGGGUGCCGCUGCCACCACCGCCGCCGCCACCGCCGCCUCCACCACCACCGCCGUCCAAGUCGAAGUCCGAGUAGAAUUAGCGGAAGUCGCAAAGCCGGAGACAGGGUCGCUGGCGAUCGUCGAGGCAACGAGACGUCACGACCGAAACUGGGGCGGGCCGCCUGAGAUGACGGCCCUGCGACGAUCCUUCGCGGCACCCGCUUACAAGAGCUCCUUCGUCCUCCUGUCCCUCCUUGGUUUGCUGCUACGGAUAAACCCUACCACCGGUGGUAUCUGUUGGUCAUCGAUCAGCAAUGGCCGCUGCAAGGAAUUAUUGUCUCAAGGUGUCACGAGAGAAGAUUGUUGCGCGUCGAAUGCGGCUGCUGCAACGGCUUACUCGGAUGAAGAUUUGGACAGUGGAAGUCUUUUCUUUUGGAGAGUUCUCGGAGGUGGCGUUCAAUGUCGACCUUGCAGAGAGAGUUGCGCGGAAGUGAAAUGCGAGGAAGGGAAAAAGUGCGUGGUGCGGAGGGGAAGGCCUCGAUGCGUCUGUAGCCCCGAAUGCAAAGCACCGAGAGGGGGUGGCCCGGUCUGCGGAACGGACGGAAGGAGUUAUAAGAGCUUGUGCAGGCUCAAGAAGCGAGCUUGUAAGAAGGGGAGCCACGAACUUGCCGUUGCCUACACCGGCCACUGCCAAAGUUCGUGCGCACGGGUCCGGUGCGGCCAAGGUCGGAGCUGCCUGCUGGACCAGAACCUAAGUCCUCACUGCGUGAGGUGCGCCCGCAGGUGCCCGCAAGCGCCCUCGCACCAGCUCGCAGCCGCGCGCCCCGUUUGCGGGGCCGACGGAAACACCUACAAGAGUGCCUGCCACCUGCGACUCGCCGCCUGCCGCGCGGGUCGCGCCAUUCCGGUCGCCUAUAAGGGCCACUGCAAACAGAACGCGGAUUGCACGACGAUUCGCUGUCGAGAGGGGCAGACCUGCCUGACGGAGAUAAAGUCCGGUCGGCCGCGUUGCGUGACCUGCACGUACCGUUGCCCCCGGAAGCGGGAGCGCGUCCGGAACCGGACGCACCGCGAUCGUGAUCGGGAUCGAGAUCCAUCGACGACCAUGCUGUGCGCGACCAACAACAUCACCUAUCCCAGCUGGUGUCACAUCGUCAAGGACGCCUGCGUCACCGGCUUCGUUCUCGAGACGCGACAUGCCGGACCCUGCAACGCCUACGACACGUCUCCCCUUUAUAUCGAAGAGGACAAUACGUCGAGCAACUAUGGCGUAGAUUUGGCUGACGAGGAAAGGAAGAUUUCAGAGGUAGACUCAGAAUCCUCUCAGACUUUCCAACCGCAUCGUUCAUUGGCAUCGACGUAGCGCGCUUAGAGGUUUAACACGCUGAAUGGUAGGAUAGAUAAAAUGCAACCAACUCGAAUCGUCCUCGCGAACGACGAGACGAAUCGAAACCAAGAAUUGUCCCUCUUUCGUCUUGAACGAUCCCUUUCACGAAAAUUCCAUGACUUUGAUAUGUCCGAUAUGUAUGUAUAUAUUUGUGUGUGUGUAUAUGUGUAUAUAUAUAAAAAUAUACAUAUACACGCAUACGAUAUAUACAUGUAUGUAUGUAUGUAUAUAUCGGUGAGAGAUGUAAGAGUGAAAGGGAAAGACAGGAUGCAUACAUAUAUAUGUAUGUAUGAAUGUAUGUUUGUAUGUAUGUAUGUAUGUAUGUAUGUAUGUAUGUAUGUAUGUA
Molecule: messenger RNA, 2455 nt
Organism: Vespula pensylvanica (western yellowjacket)
Lineage: Eukaryota; Metazoa; Arthropoda; Insecta; Hymenoptera; Vespidae
Product: follistatin-A
Exons: 6
Coding region: 718-2085 (455 amino acids)
Biological process (GO): anatomical structure development
Molecular function (GO): extracellular matrix binding; collagen binding; protein binding
Source: RefSeq, a predicted model, not a curated record